AGUGAGAUCCAAGUGUCGGGCGCCCCAGCCUCCUCCCCGGCUUCGCGUCCCCUCUGCCCGGUCUCAGAGCGCGCGGAUGAGUGGGAGCGCGGGGUGGCGCGCGGCUUUCAGCCUCCUGCUCCCCCGCCGCCGGCGCGUCUUCCUACUCCGCCUUCUCGCUCUCACCGUUCCCGGCCGGGACUCGCACCUCGCCUGUGCCCUUCACUCGUCUUCCUCGUGAUUUCCCCGCCGCCUUUCUCCUCCAACUGGGAAUGCUAAAACGGUACUGAUGGACGUGUCGGAACUCUGCAUCCCGGACCCCCUCGGCUACCACAACCAGCUGCUGAGUCGAAUGUCCUCCGAAGACCGUCACCUGGGCUCCAGCUGUGGCUCCUUCAUCAAGACGGAGCCAUCCAGCCCAUCCUCGGGCAUUGAUGCCCUCAGCCACCACAGCCCCAGCGGCUCGUCGGACGCCAGCGGUGGCUUUGGCAUGGCCCUGGGCACACAUGCCAACGGUCUGGACUCGCCACCUAUGUUCGCGGGUGCGGGUCUGGGAGGCACCCCGUGCCGCAAGACCUACGAGGACUGUGCAAGUGGUAUCAUGGAGGACUCGGCCAUCAAGUGCGAGUACAUGCUAAACGCCAUCCCCAAGCGCCUGUGCCUCGUGUGCGGUGACAUUGCCUCUGGCUACCACUAUGGCGUGGCCUCCUGUGAGGCGUGCAAGGCUUUCUUCAAGAGAACCAUCCAAGGUAACAUCGAGUACAGCUGCCCGGCCACCAACGAGUGUGAGAUCACCAAACGGAGGCGCAAGUCCUGUCAGGCCUGCCGCUUCAUGAAAUGCCUCAAAGUGGGCAUGCUGAAGGAAGGUGUGCGCCUUGACCGAGUGCGCGGAGGCCGCCAGAAGUACAAACGCCGGCUGGAUUCAGAGAACAGCCCCUACCUGAGCUUACAGAUUUCCCCACCUGCUAAGAAGCCAUUGACUAGGAUUGUCUCAUAUCUACUGGUGGCUGAGCCGGAAAAGCUGUAUGCCUCGCCUCCCGCUGACAUCCCCGAUGGAGAUAUCAAGGCCCUGACCACUCUGUGUGACUUGGUAGAUCGAGAACUUGUGGCCAUCAUUGGCUGGGCCAAGAACAUCCCAGGUUUCUCCAGUAUGUCAGUUGGGGACCAGAUAGGCCUACUGCAGAGCUCCUGGAUGGAGAUCCUCACUCUGGGCAUCGUAUACCGUUCGCUGCCCUAUGAUGAUAAGCUGGCGUACGCAGAGGACUAUAUCAUGGAUGAGGAGCACUCUCGCCAUGUGGGGCUGCUGGAACUUUACCAAGCCAUCCUGCACCUGGUGUGCAGGUACAAGAAGCUGAAGAUAGAGAAGGAGGAGUUGGUGACACUCAAGGCCCUGGCCCUUGCCAACUCAGAUUCCAUGUACAUUGAGGACCUGGAGGCUGUGCAGAAGCUACAGGACCUGAUCCAUGAGGGGCUGCAGGACUACGAGCUGACCCAACACCACGAGGAGCCACAGAGGACGGGCAAGCUGCUGCUGACACUGCCCCUGCUGCGGCAGACAGCAGCUAAAGCGUUGCAACAGUUCCACACUGUGAAACUUCAGGGCAAGGUGACCAUGCACAAACUCUUCCUGGAGAUGCUGGAGGCCAAGGUGUGAUGGCGGCCCAGCACACAAGAGACAGUCAGACGGACACAACCCAUGUGGAGACUUCCACCACAGCCGCCAGCCUUGACUUUCCACACCUGCGUCGGGGCUCUGAGCUGUCCCAGAAGAAGGGGUUUCCUGCUUCCUGGCCAUGUGCAGACUCCUGGGGCGGGGGC
Acomys russatus (golden spiny mouse) is the source of this 1797-nucleotide messenger RNA. It is a transcript of the gene Esrrb, whose product is annotated as estrogen related receptor beta. Lineage: Eukaryota; Metazoa; Chordata; Mammalia; Rodentia; Muridae. Gene Ontology annotation, molecular function: sequence-specific DNA binding; zinc ion binding; DNA-binding transcription factor activity. Bases 269 to 1633 code for a protein of 454 amino acids. Gene Ontology annotation, biological process: regulation of DNA-templated transcription. The record is from RefSeq and is a predicted model, not a curated record. Gene Ontology annotation, cellular component: nucleus. The transcript has 7 exons.